AUGUGCUCCACCCUUCCCAGAGACUCGCUGAACCGGCCUCGAUUCCCACAGCCGCGGGUCCUAGAGCCGUGGGAAGGAGAUAAAAGAGUUCCAGGAGUCAAGCUGUGUGGUAGAGGAACUCAGACACCAGCUUCGCUUCAUGUGACAAGCAGAUAUUUAAUAUUAUUUCUGGUCUGUUAUCAUUGCUCUUUGUUUCCAAGACUCAGCUAUUUUCGUAAUAGAAAACCAAAUCUCCAGCGAGGAACCAAGCAGCCGCUUGUUUAGGGCUUGGGCUGGCCUUGCCUAAAUGCCUAAAGGACAUUCAGGGUGCGUCGUGAAUCUUUUUAUUAUAAAGAGAUGUGCGUCUGAAAAGAGGUUACUAAGCGGCCCUGAAAGUGCAAAAUGUUUAAAGAACACUUUGGGAAGCACAUAUUCCAGGAAACAGAAAGCUGGUCCAAAGCCCAAGCCCAAGAAUGUGUUUGACUUCUCUAAUAAUACUGGUGUCUCAAGCAUACUGGGAGAACUCGAGGAAGAAGAGGAACCUUACGAAACCUUCGACCCUCCUCUGCACAGUACUGCUAUCUACGCAGAAGAUGAGCUAUCCAAAUCCUGUGUGUCCUCCACCUCCCCAGCCACCCACAGAGGGAAGGAGAGCAGACACUUGAACUCUUCUGAAAAUGAAGCAAGUGGAAGUGAGCCUAUAAAGCUCAGCAGGAAAAAGCCAAGGAGAAAGCUGGAGUCCAUCAGUCAUGAGGCUGCCUCCUCUGAAGACAGUGUAAGGAGAACGGCAUCUGCCAAAGGACGAAGGUCAGGGCAGCCCCAGGCUGCUCCUGCAGCCUCAUCCUCGUCCCCUGAGAGGCCAGCCAAGCCGGUCACUCCCAGGAGGACAAGACUCCGCAGGGCUCAGUCCUCUGCAGAAGAAGAGACUCCAGCAACCCAAAGUCAACUGAAAACUCGGAAGAAAGUGAGGCUGUCUCCUGGCAGGAGGAAGAGACCAAGGUGCGGAGCCACAGAUUCAGAUGCCUCUGAAAGUAUGCGUAUUUGGUGUCUGGAAGGAAGGAGACCGAGUGAUAUCAUGGAGUUGGAUGUCAUUUUGUCUGAAUUUGAGGAAAUCUUCCUGGAAUAUAAGCAAAGAGUAGAAUCUGAAAGUUGUAAUCAAGCCAUCAACAAGUUUUAUUUUAAAAUUAAAGAAGAACUCAUCAGAACGCUUAAAGAAGUCCAGAUGUUAAAAGCCCUGCAAAGGAAGAACGCCAAGGUAAUUUCCGACAUGGAAAAGAAGAGGUGGCGUUUACUUGAAGUCCAGGAUGAACUGAUUCGAUUAGAACCACAACUGAAACAACUACAAACAAAAUAUGAUGACCUUAAGGAGAGAAAAUCAUCACUUAAGAAUUCCAAGCACUUCUUAACUAAUUUAAAACAGCUGUAUCAAGAUUAUUCAAAUGUUCAAGAGAAAGUGCCAAAGGAAAACGAAAAGUAUGAUUCAUCUAGCCUUCCAGCUCUGUUAUUUAAAGCAAGAAGCAUUCUGGGAGCUGAGAACCACCUGAAAACCAUCAACUAUCAGCUGGGGAAGCUCCUUGAGCAGGACUGAGAAACUGAGUCUCCUGGUGUCUCUUCUCCUGAAACCACGCUCCUGACAGCCAUGCCUCUGCUGACAGUAGUGAGGCCUGCUAUCAGGGCGUACUACCAUUUUGUCAUUCAAACUAAAUUACACCUCUUCAGUUGUCUAAUAGUUCAGAAGGUAUAGCCAUAUUUCUGAGUAUUGUGUUAAUAAAUUUCAAUCUCUUGACACGUU
Messenger RNA from Mastomys coucha (southern multimammate mouse), 1771 nucleotides. It is a transcript of the gene Cenpu, whose product is annotated as centromere protein U. The record is from RefSeq and is a predicted model, not a curated record. Gene Ontology annotation, cellular component: nucleus. Lineage: Eukaryota; Metazoa; Chordata; Mammalia; Rodentia; Muridae. Bases 287 to 1567 code for a protein of 426 amino acids. The transcript is spliced from 13 exons.